AUGGCCCUUCUCCCUGCUCUUAGUGAAACUGCGCUCACUAGCAAGGUUAUACAUGCAACCGGAUAUCGAAAUCUCCCACCAGACGAGCUAGUCGACCUCGCAAUUGAGAGUCACAUUGCGCGUAUAGUCAAACGCUCUCUCGUUGGCAGUGACGAAUCAUUCUUCAUCGCCGAUUUGGGCCAGGUACUUCGACAGCAUCGUCGUUGGACCCAGAACAUGCCCGGAAUCCGACCGUAUUACGCGGUCAAAUGCAAUUGCGACCCAACCUUCCUCAAAGUCCUCGCAGAACUGGGGACGGGGUUCGACUGCGCCUCCAUUGAAGAGAUGCGCGCAGUUCUCAGCCUCGGUGUAGAUCCAGCCCGGAUUCUGUUCGCCAAUCCCUGCAAAGCACCCGCCGCCGUAGCUUUCGCACGCGAUAUUGGUGUCUUGCGGACAACAUUUGACAAUAUCGACGAAUUGGAUACUAUCAAGGCACACAUGCCGGAAGCUCAGCUGUUGCUUCGGAUCUACGCGAAUGACGAGGGUGCGUUCAUAUGUCUGGGCGAAAAGUUUGGUGCGCAGUUGGAUACGACCGAGGAACUCCUUUCAAGAGCUUGGGAGCUUGGAUUGAAUGUGAUUGGUGUGAGCUUUCACGUUGGGACGGGUGCUAUCAACCCAGCGUCAUUUUGCAAGGGCAUCAAAGAUGCACGUCUGGCAUUCUCACAAGCGGAACGUCUAGGUUUCCACCCCAAAAUUCUCGAUAUCGGCGGUGGCUUUCAAGACGAUUGCUUCGAGUCUAUGGCGCCUAUUAUUCGAGACGCAAUUCGGUCGGAGUUUCCAGCUGGUAUCACAACGAUCGCAGAGCCAGGUCGGUUUUUCGCUCGUAGUGUGUAUACUCUUGUAUGUCGAGUGAUUUCACGUCGCCGUCAGCUUGGGAGUGCUGCUCGAUCUGGUGUUCCAGACAUGCUUUAUCAAAAUGAUGGCAUAUAUGGAAAUUUCAUGAAUGUGAUUAUGGAGAAAGAGAUCAUGGUUCCUUAUUUGGUCAGUAAGAAAGCCAGGGGGUUCUUGCAUAAACCCAAAUCAGGGGAUGCUUUGUGCAUCCCCCAUCGGUACUCGAUCUGGGGACCGACAUGUGACAGCACCGAUUGUGUUGUGCGCGAGGUGACGCUUGAUUCUGAAGUCAAGGUUGGAGAUUGGCUCAAAUAUAAAAACAUGGGAGCAUAUACAAGUACCACUGCUACCCAGUUCAAUGGCUUCAGCAGCACCUAUGACACAUUUUAUGUCAACAGUGAAACGUUGCCUGACUAUUAG
Molecule: messenger RNA, 1290 nt
Organism: Penicillium roqueforti
Lineage: Eukaryota; Fungi; Ascomycota; Eurotiomycetes; Eurotiales; Aspergillaceae
Product: type III PLP-dependent enzyme
Exons: 4
Coding region: 1-1290 (429 amino acids)
Cellular component (GO): cytoplasm
Molecular function (GO): ornithine decarboxylase activity
Source: RefSeq, a predicted model, not a curated record